AUGGGCACGACUGAUGCUUCCCACCCACCCACCAAGCGGCAGCUGAGGUACCAGCCCCUUCUGGCCCGCGAAUUGGUGUUCAACUGGAGUGCAUGGAUAUCGACAAAGUACAAGACUCCAACAGGUGCCUGGCACGAUAUCUUUGAGAAUGUAACUUCGAUCUUCGACGAUGAAAUUGGAGUUUAUUUGCAACCUUGGACCCGGGCCUGGUCAAGGUGGGAUGAUGGAGCGCUGGGGUCAUCCAGCGAGGAUGCUUUCACAUACAUAGAUCGUCUGGAAAAGCAGGACCAGUUGAUCUCCGAGUCGGAGUUCUCCACUGCUUUUGGAUUUGCUGCGACAGAAUUGGCCAUGUUUCCGUACUGUGUAUGGUUGCACAAACAUUUCGCCAACAGCAGCCAAGCUUGGGACGUCGUGGCACAGGGUCGGGAUUUGAACAAGACCAG
Molecule: messenger RNA, 443 nt
Organism: Symbiodinium sp. CCMP2456
Lineage: Eukaryota; Dinophyceae; Suessiales; Symbiodiniaceae
Source: the annotation of a GenBank genome assembly